AUGUUAGGGCAAGUAGAAUCGUAUGUGCCUGGUGAUGAUUUUUGUGAAUACGCGGAACGUUUAGAACAAUAUUUUGUUUUAAAUGAUGUUAAAGUGGAUAAAAAAGUUGCAUUUUUGUUAACAUUCAUCGGUCAAGAAACGUAUUCAAUAUUGAAAAAACUAUUAUUUCCGGGUGAUCCAGUAAAGAAAACGUUCGAGCAGCUGAUAGCAGUUUUGAAAAGUCAUUUUACUCCUGAAGUAAAUGAAAUAUCUGAACGUUAUAAGUUUUUCAAGGAAGAUCAGAAGUCGGGUCAACCGAUGUCAGAAUAUAUAGUAGAAUUAAAAGCAAAAGCGCAAAAAUGUAAGUUCGAAACCUUUUUGAAUCAAGCGUUACGCGAUCGUUUAGUAUUUGGAGUAUGUGAUAAUAAAUUACGUGCCAUACUGUUGAAAGAGUCAACAUUGACGUUUGAAUCAGCUUGUACCAUAGCUAUAAACUGGGAAUUAUCUGAAAAAGAUGUAAAAGGUCAGAGUAUGAAUCAGUUUACAGUGCGACCAAAAAGCAGUAAUUUUCAUACAAACCGGUCAAAAAGUGUCGAUAAAAGGGACGGCAAAUGUACUAGAUGUGGUGGAUCACAUUUUAGUAAGGAAGAGUGUCCAGUUAGAAAUUGGAAGUGCAGAAAUUGUGACAAAGUAGGGCAUAUUGCAAAGUAUUGUUUCUACAGUAAAAUGAAUCAGAGCAAGCCCAGAGCCAGGAGUUCAAGUAGAAGCAAAUUUAGUAAACAGAAGUAUCGAAGUAGUGAUUCGGUAUCAUCAGAAAAAAACAAUGUACAUGAGUUAUCAGAAGAAUUGGAUCAGAUGCAGUGUUAUGGGGAGUCAAAAAUGGAAGACAGAAUAAAUUCAGUGCACCAGUCAGGCAGUCCAUUGCUAGUCACGGUGAUAGUUCAGGAUAAUGAAGUAGAAAUGGAAGUGGAUUCGGGCGCAUGUGCAUCAUUAAUAAGUGAAGAUAUGUAUUUAAAAAUGUUUUCUUUUGUACCAUUAAUUGAUGUUGUAGUUAAAUUUGUAUCAGUUACAGGAGAAAAUGUUAAGUUAUCGGGAAAACUGUUGGUUAACGUGAGGCUGCCCGGUGACAUUGAAAGCAAAACUGUUCGUUUAGAAUUAUUUGUCAUAAAAAGUAAAAAACCGUGUGUACCACUCUUGGGUCGAGCUUGGUUGGAUAGACUAUACCCAAGUUGGAGAAAUGUUCUUCAGUUAAAUCAAGUCUCAAAAAGUAGUAAUAUUUUGGAUACAUUAGCUGUUAAAUACCCAAAUAUCAUUCCUAAGUCAUCAAAUCAGGUAAUAAAAAAUUAUAAAGCUGAAAUAGUGUUAAAGGAUAAUGUUAAACCAAUUUUCCAUAAAGCUUAUACAGUACCAUUUAAAUUGAGAGAAAAGGUAAAUGUAGAAAUUGAUAGAUUAGUGAAUGAAGGUAUUUUAGAACCAGUUAAAUUCAGUGAAUGGGCUAGUCCUAUAGUAAUUGUACCUAAAAGUAAUGGAAGUAUAAGAAUAUGUGUGGAUUGUAAGGUGACGAUUAAUAAAUUUAUACAAACACAGCAUUACCCUUUACCUAAUAUUGAGGAUUUGUUUGCAAGUAUGGCAAGUUGUGCAGUUUUUUGUGUGUUAGAUUUGUCUGGAGCUUAUCAACAAUUAGAGUUAGCUUCAAGUUCUAAAGAAUAUUUGACAAUAAAUACUUUAAAAGGUUUAUUUAGAUUUACAAGAUUAACAUUCGGUGUAGCUAGUGCACCAGCUAUAUUUCAGUCUACCAUGGAUCAGAUAUUGUUGGGCUUGGAAAAUGUGUUUUGUUAUUUAGAUGAUAUAUUAAUAGGUGAAAAAACAGUUGAAAAGUGUAGACAAAAGUUAGAUUUGGUUUUAGAUAGAUUAAAUAAUUUAAAUGUUUCUAUUAAUGUGGAUAAAUGUAAGUUUUUUGAAAAGGAAGUUGAUUAUUUAGGACAUACGUUGUCAGAUAAAGGUAUUCGUCCACAAAUAAAGAAAUUGGAAGCAAUUAGAGAGGCUAGGGCACCAAAUAAUGUGACCGAAUUGCAAGCUUAUUUAGGAUUAUUAAAUUAUUAUGGAAAAUUUAUUCCUAAUAUCAGUAGUGAAUUACAUGAUUUAUAUAAACUACUAAGGAAAGAUGUUAAAUUUGUGUGGAGCGAUAAGUGUCAGGAAGUUUUUGAAAAGAGUAAAACUUUGUUGUUACAAAAUCAAGUAUUAGAAAUUUAUGAUCAAAAAAAGCCAAUAGUAGUAUGUGCAGAUGGUUCACCAUAUGGUGUUGGAGCAAUUUUAUCUCAAGUAGUAGAUGGAGUAGAAAAACCAGUAUUAUUUGCAUCAAGUUCAUUAUCUCCAGCAGAACAAAAAUAUUCUCAGUUACACAGAGAAGCGUUGGCAAUAGUGUUUGCAUUAAAAAAAUUUCAUAAAUAUAUAUAUGGUAACAAAUUCACAUUAUGUUCAGAUGCUCAAGCGUUAAGAGAAAUAUUUAGUCCACAGAAAGGUACAGCAGUGGUUGCAGCGUCCAGGUUACAGAGAUGGGCUGUGUUGUUAUCUAUGUAUGAGUAUGAAUUUCAGUAUAGGCCAAGUAAACAAAUGGUUCAUGUUGAUGCGUUAAGUAGAUUACCAUUAAAUACGGGUACUGAAAUAGAAGAUGAUGUUAUUAGUAGAUUAUGUAUAACCAAUGAAUUUAGGUUAAGUACUGCAGAUGUAGUAGAAGCGUUAAAAAAAGAUAAAAUAGUAUUUAAAGUUUAUAACUAUGUAUUACGAGGAUGGCCUAGAAAAGUAGAAAGUGAGAUUGAGUAUUAUUUUAAGUUAAAAGAUAAUUUAAGUACACAGGAUGAUUGCUUAUUUUUUGGGGAUAGGAUUGUAGUUCCAGAGGUAUUAAAAAAGAACAUUUUGAAGAUACUGCAUAAAGAUCAUGAGGGUAUAGUAAGAAUGAAAAUGGCAGCAAGAAGUGUAUUAUGGUGGAAAAAUAUGAAUACAGAUAUAGAAAAAUUUAGUAAAGGAUGUGAAAUAUGUGAUCAGACUUCUAAUGUGAGUAAAGAGAAAGUUAUAUCAAAGUGGCCUAUGGUAGUUAAGCCGUGGGAAAGAGUGCAUGUUGAUUUCUUUCAUUUGGAAGGCAAUACGUUUUUGGUUGUGAUUGACGCAUAUAGCAAAUAUAUAGUAGUGAAACUGUUAAAAAAAACAAAUUGUGAAUCGUUAAUCAGGGUGUUGCAGGAAGUGUUUGCGUUUUUUGGGUUACCUGAAGAGAUAGUAUCAGACAAUGGUCCUCCUUUUGGUUCAUGGUUAUUUAACAGCUAUGGAAAUCAAAGUAAUAUUAAAAUAACAAAAACACCUCCAUUUCAUAGUCAGUCCAACGGCUUGGCUGAGAGAGCGGUUCAAACUGUUAAAAAGUAUUUUAAAAAGUAUAUCUUAGAUAGAGAGUUAAAUAAUUUGACUGUUAAGGAAAAAGUAGUACGGUUCAUUACAGUAUAUAAUACUACGCCUUCAACAGUUACAGCACAGUCACCGGCUGAUCGUAUGUUUUCUUAUAAGUUAAGGUCUAUAUUGUCAUCAAUAAAUCCAAAAAGUAAAGUUACAGUAAAAGAAAAAAAGAAAUUAAGUUUUAAUCUUAAAAAUAAUAAGUAUUAUGAGGAUGAGAACAGUGAAAAUUAUUUUAAAAAAAAUGAGAAAGUAUUAUAUAGGAAUCAUUUUAAAGAUUAUUGUAAAUGGUUACCAGCUACAGUAGUUAAACAGUAUACCAAAUAUUUAUUUGUAAUUGACUUAAAUAAGAGUACUAGAAUAGUUCAUAAGAACCAGUUACGGUAUCCUAGAAAUAUUGAUAAGGAUCAUAGUUAUUAUACAUUACCAAAAAGUAAUGAGUUACAUACAGAAAGUAAAGAGAGUGUAGUUGUGCGUCGUUCGGAGAGAGACAGGAAGCCUACAAAAAGAUAUGGUUUUGAUAAUUAA
Molecule: messenger RNA, 3948 nt
Organism: Macrosiphum euphorbiae (potato aphid)
Lineage: Eukaryota; Metazoa; Arthropoda; Insecta; Hemiptera; Aphididae
Source: the annotation of a GenBank genome assembly